This is a messenger RNA of Haliotis rufescens (red abalone), 1965 nucleotides long. RefSeq names its product cytosolic non-specific dipeptidase-like. Gene Ontology annotation, biological process: proteolysis. The transcript is spliced from 14 exons. The coding region runs from base 127 to 1542 and encodes 471 amino acids. NCBI's taxonomy places the organism in Eukaryota, Metazoa, Mollusca, Gastropoda, Lepetellida, Haliotidae. Gene Ontology annotation, molecular function: metallodipeptidase activity. The record is from RefSeq and is a predicted model, not a curated record. Gene Ontology annotation, cellular component: cytosol.
GUAAAGUUCCAUUUGCACACGUCUCGAAAGGGGCGGGGAAAGCGUCGCGUGCUCUUUAGUGCUACUAAACCAAGCUACAGUGACAGUGUUGGGGAAGCGAAAGCAGAUUUUGCGAAUUUUAACGACAUGGAUAAAUUAUUUGAAUUCAUUGACAAGAACCAGGACAAGUAUGUCCAGAGACUGAAGGAUGUGGUCGCCAUUCAAAGUGUUUCCGCCUGGCCCGAGAAACGAGGGGAGAUCCGCAAAAUGGUGGAAUGGACAAAAACUGAGCUAGAGAAACUUGGUGCCAAGUGUGAGUUGGAGGAACUUGGCGACCAGACCCUGCCUGACGGCUCAAAGAUCCCGCUCCCCCCUGUCCUACUGGGGCAACUUGGUGAAGAUCCUGCCAAGAAAACUAUCCUGGUGUACGGCCAUCUUGAUGUCCAACCUGCAGAGAAGGAAGAUGGGUGGGACACAGAGCCCUUCGUCCUCACCGAGAAGGAUGGCAAGCUGUACGGCAGGGGAUCGACUGACGACAAGGGCCCCGUGCUGGACUGGCUCAACUGUAUCGAGGCCAUGCAGGAGCUCAAGAUGGAGGUCCCGGUCAACAUGAAGUUCUGUUUUGAGGGGAUGGAAGAGUCUGGUUCCGAGGGUUUGGACGAGCUCGUCUUCUCGAAGAAGGAUACAUUCCUCAAGGGCACCGACUACGUGUGUAUCUCGGACAACUACUGGCUGGGGAAGACGAGGCCGUGCAUCACAUACGGUCUCAGAGGUAUCUGUUAUUUCUUCCUGGAGGUGGAGUGUGCGUCCAAGGAUCUCCAUUCUGGUGUCUUCGGAGGAACAGUACACGAGGCCAUGGUGGACCUGGUCAAACUCCUGGGGACGCUGGUCAACAACAAGGGCGAGAUCCUCAUCCCCGGGAUCAACGAGGGCGUGGCCCCGGUCACGGACGAGGAGAGGCAGCUGUAUGAACCAAUCGACUUUGAUCAGGAAGACUACAGGAAGGACAUUGGCGCCCCCAAGUUGAUUCACGCCAAGAAGGACCAAGUGCUCAUGGCCAGAUGGCGCUUCCCUUCCCUCUCCGUACAUGGUGUGGAGGGAGCAUUCAGUGCAACAGGAGCUAAGACUGUCAUUCCGAAGAAGGUCAUCGGAAAGUUCUCCGUCCGUAUUGUGCCCAACCUGGAGCCCGAGCAGGUGGAGAAGCUGGUCGUAGCUCACCUGGAGAAGGCCCACAAGGAGAGCGGCAGCCCCAACACCAUGAAAGUGUCCAUGGGCCAUGGCGGCAGAUACUGGCUCAGCGACUUCAGCCAUCCCCACUACAUGGCCGGCAGGAAGGCCAUGACCAAGGUGUUUGGCGUCGAACCUGACAUGACUCGUGAAGGAGGUAGCAUUCCUGUGACCUUGACCUUCCAAGAAGCGACCGGCAAGAAUGUGAUGUUGUUGCCGAUCGGUGCGUGUGAUGAUGGAGCUCACUCCCAGAACGAGAAGAUUGACAGACGGAACUACAUCAACGGGGUGAAAGUUCUUGGAGCCUACAUGGACGAAGUGUCCAAACUGAAGUGAUGAAACACUGGACUGCUACAACAUCUUGGGGAUCAGCAUUACAGGGAGGGUGGGGGUCGGGGGUAGGCUGACGAACAUUGGGAGCCCUAGCAAUUUGAUUCAAGUUGUUGAAACACCACUUUGCUUUUCCAGAGGGUCAGUUACUGGGUAUAUCAAUAUAACAGUUAAUGAUUUUCGCAAUUACAUAAAGGCAAUGCUAUCAUCUCGACCUGGCAUGAAAAUGAUCAACAGUCUGUGGAGCAUCAUUCUAUAAUUCUAACAAUGUGGUACUGGUCAUGAUCUCUAGUAUUGGCACCAGAAGGACGUGGGCGAUCUCAGUGCUGAUACAUCAACAUCAGCUACAUCAACAUCAGCGAUGCCAACAUCAGCUACAUCAACAUCAGCUACAUCAACAUCAGCGAGGCCAACAUCAGCUACAUCAAC